ACACGAUCGGGAUGGAGUGGGGAGUGGGGUUGGCUAAAAUUAAGAGCAGUGCAAAGAUUCAACAGUCCCAAUGAAGACUUUGCCACUGGAGUGGAGACGCACAACGAUUAGUCGGUUUUUGACAAUGUGUUCAACGAGUCAAAAACGGAGAGUGUUUUAAUUUUGUUUUGUAAUAGACGAAGAGCAUACCUGUUCAAAAAUCAGUCGAAGUAGCUUCCAUUUUUUUCAGCGUUUUUGUGUGCAGCCUGCCAAUAAAUCUACAGAGCUCACUCCGCGAGCGGUUUGCGCUUUUGGACGAUUUACUUGUACUACUCUCACCAUGGAGUACACCUCUUCCCCGAAGCCACAGCUCUCCUCCAGGGCAAACGCGUUCUCGAUAGCCGCUAUCAUGUCAAGUGGAAAAACGAAGGACAAGGAAACCGAUGAAAACACCAUCAAGCCACUUGAACAAUUCGUGGAGAAGUCCUCCUGUAACCAAGGUUUGGGAGAGCUGUCUUCUCUAGAUGGGCUCGGAGAUUUCAGCGGGAGCGCGCAUCCAGUGUGCACAGAGCCGCUGAUCCCCACCACUCCCAGUGUUCCCAGCGAGGAGAUGGCCAAAAUCUCCUGCACUUUAGAGACCAAAGAACUCUGGGACAAAUUCCAUGAUCUCGGCACCGAGAUGAUCAUCACAAAAUCCGGAAGAAGAAUGUUCCCCACCAUCCGUGUGUCCUUCUCCGGGGUGGACCCGGACGCCAAAUACAUCGUGCUGAUGGACAUUGUUCCGGUCGACAACAAACGCUACCGAUACGCCUACCACAGGUCGUCCUGGCUCGUGGCGGGCAAGGCGGACCCUCCUCUGCCUGCAAGGUUAUACGUGCACCCUGACUCUCCUUUCACUGGGGAACAGCUGCUCAAACAAAUGGUGUCUUUCGAGAAAGUAAAGCUCACCAACAACGAACUGGACCAACAUGGACACAUCAUACUAAACUCCAUGCAUAAGUACCAGCCCCGGGUCCACAUCAUCAAGAAGAAGGACCACACCGCCUCCCUUCUCAACCUCAAGUCAGAGGAGUUCCGCACCUUCGUUUUCACCGAGACUGUCUUUACCGCGGUCACAGCCUACCAGAACCAGCUGAUAACCAAGCUGAAGAUCGACAGCAACCCGUUUGCGAAAGGCUUCCGAGACUCCUCCCGACUGACGGACAUGGAGAGGUUACUGCAAAGACAUGAUAUAUCUUGGGAAAGUGUUGAGAGUUUGAUCCACAAGCACUCAUACGCACGGUCGCCAAUACGCACCUACGCAGGUGAGGAGGAGACACUGGGGGAUGACAGCCACGCCGCACAUAGGGGUUCUGCGUUCACCGCCUCUGACAACCUCUCUCUGAGCUCCUGGGUCACUGCCACCUCUGGUUUCUCAGGCUUCCAGCACCCCCAGUCCCUCUCUGCCAUGGGCUCCAGCAGCGCCUCCCUGGCCACCCCCUUGCCCCACCCCAUCCAGGGCUCCCUGCCCCCUUACAGCCGGCUGGGCAUGCCCCUGACACACUCGACCCUGGCGGGCACCAUGCAGGGCGGCGGGCCCUCCUUCCCUCCUUCCAUAUGCCCCGCUACCACCACUACUUCCAGCAGGGCCCCUACGCUGCCAUCCAGGGACUGCGCCACUCCUCCACCGUCAUGACCCCCUUUGUAUGACUCCCUCUGGGGUGACUGCCUGGCUGAGUAGCCCCUCAUCAGCUACAACUAAGCUUAUAGACACACUUCCACACACAAGUAGAUAGACUCACCGAUUUGUCCGCCUCAGCAUCAUCACCCAUCGUCACCACCGUGUCCUUGUAAAUAAUAAGCCCCCUGGCCGAGGCGACUGACUGGACGACCUGGAGAGGCUGCCUGGCUGCUGCCCUGCAUGCUGACAGCUGAACCGGAGAGGAAACAGACUCCUACGGGACCUGGUGGAACAGACACAGAGACCCACAGACUGAUAUGAACACCAGAUAUGAACACUUAUGACCUGCAUAUGAAUAUUUACGACCCAGAUAUGAAAACUGAUGAUCCAGGUAUAAAAAACAAAUCCACAACAAAGAUGCUGAGGACUGAUGACCAUGCACAGUGAUGUGUUGUGGGAAAUAGGUAAUGGUCUGCUUGUGAUAACUGUUUGCCCCUGCCCUCCAACGGUUGGUUACAAUGUUCAUUUUGCACCCACUCUCCAGAAAAGCAUGGACAGGAGAACCAGUGAACUGUCUGGUUUACAAACAUUAAAACCAGAGGGUGUGGUAAUUGUUAGUUCUCUCACAGCUUCUGAGGACAAUGAAGAAUAUGGGACUCCAAAAGUUUACGGGAGUGCACAACUUCCAAUCCUGGGCACCGCUAUCUUCACUUCAGCUGCUGGGGCAUGGAGGGAUGGCAGCCAUUUUAGACUGAGUCAAAGGAUUCCCCCUGCUUGCUGACCAAAAACUAGGGUAGAGGCAACAUCUCUCCUCUCCUACUUGAACUCAAACUCUGUUAAGCUUCCUCUGCAGGCAGAAUCCUAUAGCCUCCUCCAGUCAGGUUGGCUGUUGCCAUGGUAGUCAGAUUUGUGCGGAUAGAUGCCCUAGAGACAGAGAGAAGCCAAUUGUUUAUUUCCCAUCUAAAAAGCCAGCCAUGUGUACUGUGAAGAAGUUACAAUGGAAGAUGAUCACGUUUGAUAGCAGUACAUAAAGAUGUACAUACACACACACACACACACACACACACUACACAAACGCACACACAGGACACAAACUAUAAGAUGAAUGUCAUAGAGUGCCAUAUCAUAGGAAGCAUGCUGUUUGCAAAAGAUAACACAGAAAACAUUUGUUUAAAAAAAUCAACACCAACCAGAUCUCAAACUACUUUUUCAGUUUUCUAUGUCAUCCAAAAAGCUUAUAUUCACCUCAUAAUGUUUGUGUGUACUACAUCCAAUGAGUAAAACAUGUACAUGUAUUUGAUUUGUGUGGUCAACGGAAAGCGAUGUUUGUUCAUGUCUCACAUGUGGAUGGGCCCUAGAAGACCUUUGGAGGACCUCUCUAGCGAAGUCCCAGAGCACUAAAACCACGCUACGUCGUAACGUAUCCCCAACACCAGCGGAUUGUCUUCUCUAACCAAUCAAUGGCAAAUCAGUCAUGUAUAAAUGAAGUACCAAGAGGAAGAGAAAACCAGCAAACUCUGCUGCCCUGAAAGGCAAAGAUGGACUUUCUCUUGUUGUAUUGGCCUGAAGCUUGAUUCACCACCUAACCAAUACCUAACCUCUAUAGCCUGAUUACUGUAUCCUGAUUACUGUAGCCUAAUUACUGUAGUCUGAUUACUGUAGCCUGAUUACUGAAGCCUGAUUACUGUAGCCUGAUUACUGUAGCCUGAUUACUGUAGCCUGAUUACUGUAGUCUGAUUGCUGUAGUCUGAUUACUGUAGCCUGAUUUUCUGAAGCCUGAUUACUGUGGCCUGAUCUAUGUCUGUCUCAGGCUGUGUCGACACUACAGCACUCUGGGAGAAAGUCCACACCUGUAAAUAAUGACUCAGUGGUGCCUCCCCUUAGAGGAAGGUGGUCGUCACACCAUUGGCGAUUUAUCAGCUAGCCCCUUCUAACCAAAAUGACACAGAAGCUAAGCUAGUGACACAAAACAUACAGUGUAUGCAUCGGGUCCUUUGCAGUGCCACUCCUCUCAAAAAAAGAAUAAUUGCAGAUUGAUUCAUCCACUCAAUGAUGUCUCAUACAGUUUGUUACCACCGUAACACCGAUGCUAUUGUAAAAUGCCGAUCCUAUUUUGUCAAGAAAAUUACAACUAAGGCAACUUUGUAAACCUCUAAUUCACAGCUAAGACAUCCUGACAAUUAUUUUUAGUAUGAAGAUUUCUCUUUUUGGGGCAAAAUGGGACAAACUUGGAUGGAAGUGAAGGUCUAAUACAGUAUUUCAUUGUU
This is a messenger RNA of Oncorhynchus nerka (sockeye salmon), 3906 nucleotides long. RefSeq names its product T-box transcription factor TBX20-like. NCBI's taxonomy places the organism in Eukaryota, Metazoa, Chordata, Actinopteri, Salmoniformes, Salmonidae. Gene Ontology annotation, biological process: positive regulation of DNA-templated transcription; regulation of transcription by RNA polymerase II; vasculogenesis. Gene Ontology annotation, cellular component: nucleus. The transcript has 9 exons. Gene Ontology annotation, molecular function: RNA polymerase II cis-regulatory region sequence-specific DNA binding; DNA-binding transcription factor activity, RNA polymerase II-specific. The coding region runs from base 320 to 1654 and encodes 444 amino acids. The record is from RefSeq and is a predicted model, not a curated record.